Ambispora leptoticha is the source of this 137-nucleotide messenger RNA. Lineage: Eukaryota; Fungi; Glomeromycota; Glomeromycetes; Archaeosporales; Ambisporaceae. The record is from the annotation of a GenBank genome assembly.
GUAUUGUUGGCACAAUGAUGGGCAAUGCCAAUGCUAACGCCGGUGCCUAUAUGCCUACUUAUAUCGCGCCUGUGCUCCAAAUUUUAAAAUCAAGUUUGGCCCGUGCCAUAAACAUUUUUUUGUACAGACAUAUGCGG